Messenger RNA from Cladocopium goreaui, 4764 nucleotides. Lineage: Eukaryota; Dinophyceae; Suessiales; Symbiodiniaceae. The record is from the annotation of a GenBank genome assembly.
AUGAGAAUGUACACAUCGGAUUGUUUUGUCGCCCGUUUGCUGGAUUUGCCUAAACUGUUUCAUCCAGAUUUGGUGGCUGUGAAAGUGGCAGUCUCCUUUCUCCAGUUCGAAGACAUCCUGCCGGGAAUGAUACGGGUCAUUGGUGUAGAUGUGCAAAACCCUUGCUUAUUUGCAACUGCUGAUGAGGCUGUUGUGGACACUGAUGGGCCUGAAGACCACAGUCCACAACAUUCAGAACAUGGCGUUUCUUCACACCUUCAGGAUAGUUCAGGUGGAGUUGAUUUUCUGGCUUUGUUGGAGGCUUCGGCGGAACCACGUCCACCGAAACAGAGAAAGACCACACGGUCCAAACUGAAAAAGAAAACCGAGGGCACAAAUGAGCCUGACGUUAGCAUUGAGGAAGCUCUUGGUGAUUUUUUGCUGGAUGACCUUUCUGUCACUACAUUUUUGUCAAGGGAAGAGAUUGAAGGGUUGAAACAUGUGCAGGGCCUUUGUGCAACCGCUUCCACUGCAAAUGAUUUAUCUGAAUGGAGGCCCAAUGCUGUACCCGAAGAUGCAAGUAGUGAAUCUGGUGAUGAACAGGUAGAGGAAGCAUCUUUGGACGGAGACAAUUCUUUGAAUACAGAUGGCUCAGAUGUGAUGCCAGCCCGUGCGUCAAUGUCAAUGUCGCCAGCGUCUAGUGAAGCCACCUUGGCUUUUUCACCGACACGCCGUAAGGCACGUGGCCAGGCUGCUUCUCCUACACCCAGGACACCGCAGCGCUUGCGCAGGGCCAAUGCUCAGUUCUUUUCCCCAGAGAAGACACCCAUGAAGUCAGCUUCGAGGGUUGGAUCACCAACGGCAUCGAAGUCACCAAAGGCAUCUAGCCCCAAGAGCCAGGGAUCAUCGCCGUCACCGACAGUCAUGAAAGUUAUGAAAGACAUGAAGGUCUUGAAUUUGUUUGGGAAGUUGAAGAAGAAGCAGAAGAAGGGAUCUAGCAAGUCUUCUACCUCAUCUACCCCCAUGAAAGCGUUCAAGAAGCCGGCAUGCAAGGUGGUGAUGCGCAAGAGCAAGAGGGAUCUUUGGUGGCACGUGCGGGCCAAGAUUGACCAUGACUGGAUGGAUGUGUGCGGGUACAACAAGAGUUUCAAUACUGGGCCGCCGUGCAGCUACCGGACGUCCCCUAGCUGCAGCCAUGUCAUGUCCCUGUUCCCUUCUAGCAUACUGCAAACUUCAAACUUCGAUCGAUGUAAUUAUUGCACGUUGCCUGUCAUGCCGGCAGCGAUGUCGAAGCCAGCAGAGAGUUGCAAGUUUUGCCACAAGCAAUUCGGAGUUGAUCGAAACCCUACGAUCAAGAAUCCUGGUGCUAGUGACCUUUUGGCACGCAGAGCCCCAGGGUCAAAGGAAUGCAAAGUUUGUUUUGGAUUCCUGAGAAGUGGCGAUUCCAGGUUCAGUCAAUUGACGCGGACCGCUUUGGCAGAUGCUUUGAAAGAUCCUGCUGAACAGAGCAGCUUUGACUCCGAGUUGAAUCGCUGGUGUGAAGCACGCCGGGAUGGCAAACGACGCCGAGGCGAUGAGACAGAGACGGCCGUGGUGGAAGAUUCCACCUCUUUCUUUACCAAAGAGGUUCUUGGGUACAUGUGGCCUGUUAGCCUUCUCAGAAAACAUGAUCGAGCAGUGCCCAAAAAACUACAGAAAGGUCCCAAAGCAGGAGGUGAGGAAGACGAAUGGUACAGCAUGAUGUGGGGUGAUCAGAAAUUCAGCUCCACCACCAAAGGAGGAUCUGAGGACGAAGGUGGUGAAUCAGCUUGCAAGAAGCGCAAAGGAUCAUCAGCAUCAGCACGAAAUCGUCAGGCCAAACCCUCCGUGCCAGCCUUUGAUGGCUCCACUGCAGAUUGCCAAGAUGGAUCUUCUGGUGGUGGUGGUGGGGCAUCUUCCAGUGCAGGCUCAAUUGCUGGUGGUUGGUCCAUUCCUUUGGCCAGAUCAUCAGCUCCGGGAAAAUCCAAGAAGGUUGCACAGGAGCACAAGGAGCUGGACAAGUGUGAAGCCAUUGUGUUACAAGCACGGCAGAUUAAAACACAAAUGGAAGACAACCGCAACGUGAUGCAGGUGACAUUGAAGAAGGUCAAUGACAUUUUGGACAAGCUCAGCAAUAGACUGACCGACGAUGCCACAAAGUGUUUCAUUGAGAUCAUCAGGCAAGAAGGAGCUGGAUGCCGUGCCGAAGGUGUCUGGCAACAAUUGACUGAAUCAAAGACGCUUGUGGCAGGCAUAUCGCAGUUUGUUGAAGCAGUUCAAGAUGCGGAAGCAUCACCAGAAACGAUCAGAGAUCGCGCUCAGAACAUCAAGUCCUUAGGGGUGAAGCUUCCAAGGAACAUCAACUCUGUCAUCUGCAGACGUGCUGCGGAAGAAUUGAUGUUCAGUGGUGAAAUGGACAAAGUGUUCGAGUUCCUGGACCCAAACGCCAAGGACGACCAUGCUCAUGGGAUUUGCUCUAUUCUUCCUGACAAUGACUUGAUGGAUGCUGCUCACAUGGACAAGGUGACCAAGGACUUCCAAAUUUUCUGUUUGACUGAGCUGAUCAACAAGACCCUGCUGAAAGAGGUCGAGCCUACGAACGGGGACAAGACGGAGCAGAACGGGAACUCUGACCACAAGAUGGCUGAGUGCGUGCAGACCUUGAGCAAGUUGUUGAAGGCCUUUCAGAAAUCCAGGAUCUAUGAGUUUGUGGCGCCCGAAAAAUCGGCACUCCGGGAUGACAUUGCUCGUUUGCUGGCCCUUUGCUCUGGGGCUCUUUCCACUGAGAUUGACAUGCCUUCACCGAGUGAUACUGAUGCACUCGAAGCAGCCAAGCAGGCUUUGACCAAAGGGAAGGGCACUUUCACAGCUUGUUUGACGAUGUACCCUGCCGGAGUCUACAUGUGCUCCAAAGUAUCCAGCGUCAUUACCCAGUGUCGAAAAGAUCAAAUUCUUCAAGGUGAGAUUGAGAGUGCGGCAGAGUUUGCCCAGUCCUUCAAAAUCAAAUCCUACCUCGACAUCUCCAAGACUAAGGAUGGUGACCUGGAGCUUUCUCUCCCGACUCCAGGAAAGUUCUUUGACAUGGUUGCCAAGUUCAGGUCUUUUGCAGAUUCGGGUUCAACGACUUUGAAGGAGUCGAAGCGAGCUUGUGGCCACGCUGUUCAAGAACGACUUCAAGAAUUUGAUGUGGCCUUGUUCCAGUUUGUCGAGAAGAAGUUCGAGGCAAAGUUUCCCCAGUUGGAUGCCGGAUUGAAGUCAUUGGCUUCUGGCAGCAUUGGUGACGAAGCAGCAGCUCUAUGUUUGCAAACUUUGCAAGGCAUUGCCAGCUAUCAGCCAGCCAGCAAACAGAUCAUUACCAAGGUCCUUGGCAAAGAGGCAGCUGACUUUGAGGAAACCAUCUCCUCUGCGAGUAAGCUUGCUGGCCUCUUGAUCCAAGCUUUGUCACAGUUGCGCCUGAUCCACAGCGAGUCUGUGAAUGAAGCGGUCUUGAUGAAUACCAACGUUGUCUCAUUGUUUGCGGCAUUGAAUGACACGAAGAUCAUGGGCAAUUUGGAGAAAACCGUGAAAUCUUGGGUGGCACCUUUCAAGGAGGUGAAGGAUUUCAUUGAGUCUUCAGUGGGGGCAUGGCUUGUGAAAACUACAUCCACUUUCCGCCCAUUCAUCAAGAUGUUGAUGCAUGACGAGAUGGGCAUCGACAGUGUCAAGUCCAUGUUGCGCACAGAGAUUGUUGGCACCAUUGAUUGUGAAUCUGAGGACAAGGAGACGGAUGGAAAAAGCGAGAUCGGCUUUACCAACAUCUUUGCGGCCUAUGUCAACUACUCACAGGAGGUCAAAGUGAAGAUCGAACUUCCCCCAAAGGAGACUGAGACGGGUGACCAGCAAAAGGUUGAGGUGGAAGUUCACAUGGGGUUCUUGUGUCUGGCUGGUUCUUUGCUUCAGUUGGCCAAGUACGUGACCCUGUUUGAUCAGAAGCUUCGGCCAGAUGAAGGACAGAAACCUUUUGCGGAAAUUGUCUUUGUGGAGUUUGGUCAGGUGAAGGCCAAAGAAAAGCCAAGUGUCGUCUACAGCUUGGAUGGGAUUGUGCCUCAGCUCAGUCCUUUUUUUGGGAUGGUCUCCAAAGCUGUGACAUCCUUCCAACAGAUCAAGGACAAGAUGACAGGAGGUAGCUCUAUGGAACAGGAGCAAGCCUUCUUCAACCAUGUCAUGGGUGUUUUUGGAUCCUCAUUGGCGUUGGGCUUGGAGCGAUGCAACUCUGAGCUAUCUUCUGCAGCAUCGCUGCUGGAGUCUAUGUUUGCCAAAGUCAAGGCAGUGCAUUCUUUGCCCGACUUGUUUGUCAAGCUGGAGCGUUCGUUGAUUGCAGCUUUGGUGUGCGACGCCAACGUGCAGCAGAUGAUCUUCAUCGGAACAAGGUGCAGCAAAAUUUGCAACCAAGUGAAAGAAUUCCUAGAGAAGCUUCGGGGUUUGCCGAAGCCCGAGGUCUUGACAUCAUCUUUGACUUCGAUGGUGGAGGCUGUCGGUGCUGACCUAUUCGAGUUCAGCAACAACCAGCGUGAGAAAUCCAUGCCAGCCGACAACAAGUUCCGGCUUGCCAAUUUCAGCUGGUUUCAAGGCUCUAUGACGUUGGCACAGGUGUUGACGAGGGAACUCACUCCUGGAGAAACACGUCUUGGUCUUGCCAGCCGUUGCGUCCAUCUAUUGAAGAGCCAGGGAAUGGGAUGUGAACCCAGUUUGAUGAAAACUGCACAGCAGUUGCAGGUUGGAAAGUGA